Molecule: messenger RNA, 1167 nt
Organism: Sphenostylis stenocarpa
Lineage: Eukaryota; Viridiplantae; Streptophyta; Magnoliopsida; Fabales; Fabaceae
Source: the annotation of a GenBank genome assembly
AUGGGUCAAGAAGAUGAUACCUCUAGGUGUAAUAAAGUUGGUGGUGCUGGUGCUGGUGGUGGCAGUAGAAAAGGUGCUGGUAGACCUUGCAAAAAGCCAAAACCAAAGAAGGUGCCUCAGAGAGGACUUGGUGUGGCACAGCUUGAAAAAAUUAGACUUGAAGAAGAAGAGAAGGAGAAAGCAGCAGCAGCAGGAGGAGGAGGAGGUCCAAUUGGAUCAUCAACCAAUUCCCCCUCUGAUCUGCAUCUUCAAUUCGCAAACUUUCCCCACUCCAAUCAACCAUCUUCUCAAAAUUCGUUGCCUUCAAGCACUGUUUCAUUAGCAAACAGUGGUGGCUCUGAGGCUUGCUGGCAUGGUGUUCCACCUCAGGGGCAUGUUGGUGGGCCCCAGAUGUGGGCCCCCCAUAAUUUUGAAUUUGAGAAGAAGAACUUUGGGAUGGACACUAAAUUGACCCUUGCAUCAAGUUUGUCUUGUCAGUCCAACCCUAUUAGCCCCCCCUUCAAUUGGGUGCAGAGAACACAACAACAUCAACAGCAUCCUUCUCCAUCAAUUGUGAGUGCCUCCUCAGGGACUUCUUCAGCAACUGUGCCUCAUUCCUUAUUAGAGAUCCCUUCAAACCAAAACUACAUUGGAAGCUAUGUUUCUAAGAGGCAGGAGGAGAGGAUGACAGGGAUUAAAAGACCAAGCCCCUUCUCCCUGGAAACUCCACCUGUAUCCUCUUCCAAUUUUAAACCCUUCACUUUUCCUUCUCCUAUAAACGCAAGUGAAGCAAUUUCGUGCCGUCGUGGAAGGGAAUUCAACUUGGAUUUUAGCAAUUCAACUAUAAGGGAAAUUCCUUCCCUUGAAGCAUCCAACUCAGAGCUGAACUCAAAGAAAAAGAAGAAAGAGAACAAGAAUUUUGGUGGGGAUUUUCUUAGGUUAGCUCCUCCUAUUCCAUGCUCAAGUUCCAAGUCAGCUUUCCAACCAUUUCACCCCCUGGAAAACAUGAAGAAUCAAGUCCCUCUCCCAUCAGGGUACAAUCAAUUCAAUCAGCAAAAGCAACAUUGGUACAAUUUCAUCCCUCCAUCAGCAAAUGUAGCACAAAUUGGACAACAACAAUCAGACAGGUUUCAGAAUCAUAAUGUGAUGGGAAGAAGUGCUAAUCUCGAUCUCAGUUUGAAGCUCUGA